AUGUCCCCCCAGUCACUGCGUGCACAUGUAGGAGAAACAAUUAAUGUGACUUGCCCAGCCCGUAAUUCUGGGCCGGGAACCAGAAAGUUUGUCUGUAAGAAACCAUGCGGUGGGAAUGACGUCAGCAUCAAGUCUGAUCAGCCAUCGCAUGGGAGAUACACAGUGGAGAACUCAGAAACAGGACAGUUCAUUGUGACCAUCAGUAAACUGCAGAAGUCAGAUGCUGGGACAUACCGGUGUGGAGUGGGCGGCUUUAUGUAUCAUGACGUGGAUGUCACAGUUGUGGGCGAUGAUGAAAUUACCACUUCUGUUUUGAAGACGACUACUCAGCCCGCUGUGACAGAUCAUACAGGUGAGAGGUUUGUGAUGUCCCCCCAGUCACUGCGUGCACAUGUAGGAGAAACAAUUAAUGUGACUUGCCCAGCCCGUAAUUCUGGGCCGGGAACCAGAAAGUUUGUCUGUAAGAAACCAUGCGGUGGGAAUGACGUCAGCAUCAAGUCUGAUCAGCCAUCGCAUGGGAGAUACACAGUGGAGAACUCAGAAACAGGACAGUUCAUUGUGACCAUCAGUAAACUGCAGAAGUCAGAUGCUGGGACAUACCGGUGUGGAGUGGGCGGCUUUAUGUAUCAUGACGUGGAUGUCACAGUUGUGGGCGAUGAUGAAAUUACCACUUCUGUUUUGAAGACGACUACUCAGCCCGCUGUGACAGAUCAUACAGGUGAGAGGUUUGUGAUGUCCCCCCAGUCACUGCGUGCACAUGUAGGAGAAACAAUUAAUGUGACUUGCCCAGCCCGUAAUUCUGGGCCGGGAACCAGAAAGUUUGUCUGUAAGAAACCAUGCGGUGGGAAUGACGUCAGCAUCAAGUCUGAUCAGCCAUCGCAUGGGAGAUACACAGUGGAGAACUCAGAAACAGGACAGUUCAUUGUGACCAUCAGUAAACUGCAGAAGUCAGAUGCUGGGACAUACCGGUGUGGAGUGGGCGGCUUUAUGUAUCAUGACGUGGAUGUCACAGUUGUGGGCGAUGAUGAAAUUACCACUUCUGUUUUGAAGACGACUACUCAGCCUGCUGUGACAGAUCAUACAGGUUAG
Molecule: messenger RNA, 1089 nt
Organism: Chanos chanos (milkfish)
Lineage: Eukaryota; Metazoa; Chordata; Actinopteri; Gonorynchiformes; Chanidae
Product: polymeric immunoglobulin receptor-like
Exons: 6
Coding region: 1-1089 (362 amino acids)
Cellular component (GO): plasma membrane
Molecular function (GO): transmembrane signaling receptor activity
Source: RefSeq, a predicted model, not a curated record